Messenger RNA from Geodia barretti, 1134 nucleotides. NCBI's taxonomy places the organism in Eukaryota, Metazoa, Porifera, Demospongiae, Tetractinellida, Geodiidae. The record is from the annotation of a GenBank genome assembly.
UGGCAGUAAAAGGUGACCUGUUGGAGUUGUGGUGGCUUUGAGAAAAGCCGUUUUGAGAGAAAAACAAAAGAAAAAGGGAGUCUAAUACUCGACGCUCUGGGAGCUCUUCUUGCCGCCGCUGCUGGCCGACUUCUUGGGCAGGAGAACGGCUUGGAUGUUGGGGAGAACGCCUCCCUGGGCGAUGGUGACUCCCUUGAGCAGCUUGUUCAGCUCCUCGUCGUUCCGGAUGGCCAGCUGGAGGUGGCGCGGGUUGAUCCUCUGUUUCUUGUUGUCGCGGGCGGCGUUGCCGGCCAGCUCGAGGAUCUCAGCGGCGAGGUACUCCAUGACGGCUGCCAGGUAUACGGGAGCUCCUGCUCCGACUCGCUCGGCGUAGUUGCCCUGACGGAGGAGACGGUGGACUCUGCCGACUGGGAAUUGAAGACCGGCACGGGCAGAUCGGCUCUUGGCCUUGGCACGGGCUUUUCCUCCUUUGCCACGUCCAGACAUGACGACGAUUCUUGACGGAGAGACGGUAGUGUUUCACAAAAAGCGAUGAGAGAGUGAAUGAUGGAUGGUGCAGUUAGAGGUGGGGUAUUUAUUCUUCCCGCCACGGAUCAAACGGGGAGGAUCAUUCUGCAACUGACCAAUCAGAUUCGCGUUGGGAAAUAACCGGACUGCAUCGGAUCACUCCGCGCGAUCCUCCACCCCGCGUUCUGAUUGGUCGAAGCCAAAGUGAUCCUCAUCACAGUGAUCCUCCGGCAGGCGACAAAAUACAAGAGUGCAGUGGACGAGAAACAAUCAUCCAGUUUGACGGUCUUUCUCAACUGAUUUCAACAGUUCAACCAGCGCUCGAUACUGCACGUCAUGCCUGGCAAGGUCGCUGCCAAGAAAGGCGAAAAGAAAGCCGCCGCCACCAAGUCCAAGCCUGCGGGCGAGAAGAAGAGGAGAAAGAACCGCAAGGAGAGCUACUCCAUCUACAUCUACAAGGUUUUGAAGCAGGUUCACCCCGACACUGGCAUCUCCAGCAAGGCCAUGAGCAUCAUGAACUCGUUCGUCAACGACAUCUUCGAGCGAAUCGCCACCGAGGCUUCCCGACUGGCCCACUACAACAAGAAACACACGAUCACCAGUCGCGAGAUCCAGACGGCCGUCCGC